CUGACCAAGGAUGAGUUUCUCACUACCCUCGGCGAAGACUGGAAAGUCCCUGGCCCCAAGAUCGACUACCUGGAUUAUCGUUGCGGAAAGAUAAAGGCUCCUGGAAAGUUGUCACUGCAGUCGCGCGCAUACAUUCACUUGACCAACGAGCAACACAUCAAGCCCUUCGAAGCCCACUUCUUGCAACUCACCUUCCAUGAUGCCAAAGGCUCCCACAGGGAUCCUCAGCUCAAGCAACUUCUGCCCUCUCUUGCCUUCGCUCCCAAUCAGCGCAUCCCUACCAACAAGCAACGCCAGGACGGCCGCCAAGGCACAAUCGAUCAAGACCCCGAAUUCAUUGCCUUUCUGGAACGUGAGACCCAGCCCGUCGCCAAACCUCUCUCUCUCGACCAGGCUCUUGCCCAAGAGAAGCCCAAGGACAAGGUUUCGUCCACCCCUCUGUUGGAUGACUUGCGCGAGAAGAAGCAGAACAAGGCUAGGGCCAACCAGAAACACAAGGAGGAGAAAAAUGCAGACAAGUCUUCGGGUAGAGGCCGCGACAACAAGUCUGACGCCAAACAGCCCGUGAAGCUCCUCGCAAAGGACAAGAAGAAUCAAUCUGCUCAGCCUCCCACUGCUAACUCUCCUGCUCCUGCUGCUUCAUCCAAACCAGCCAAAUCCAGAUCCGGCCGCAACAAGGAGAAGGCAGCCGCUCAGAGCGCUGCACAGGAGAACUCGAAGCCCGCUGCUCCUGCUCCAACUGGUAUUCUCAAGAAGCCCGCUCAACAGCCUGCACCCAAGGCUCCCAAGGCCGCCAAAGGAAACAAUGGCGCUACUCCGGCACCUGCUUCAGCGCCAGCUUCUGCUAACAGACAGCCCAAGGCUUCAGCGAAUGCAGCUAGCAGCACCACAAAGGCUUACCUCAAGCACGCAAAUGCUUCUCAAGGUGUGACUGAACCCCUGCUCCUUGCUGCUCUGUCUGCGUUCGGCCCCGUCAUCAAGGUCGAAAUUGACAAGCGCAAGGGUACCGCUCUGGCUGAGUUCAAGGACAACGAGGGAUUGAAGGCUGCCAUGGCUAAGAAGAGUGUUCCCGUUGCCCAGGGCGCUGUCGAAGUGCUCGAGUUCAGGGACAAGCAAUCUCAAGGCGGCCGCAACGCCCCAGCUAACAACAACCCCAGAGGUGGU
Molecule: messenger RNA, 1164 nt
Organism: Aureobasidium melanogenum CBS 110374
Lineage: Eukaryota; Fungi; Ascomycota; Dothideomycetes; Dothideales; Saccotheciaceae
Exons: 2
Biological process (GO): positive regulation of translation; nuclear-transcribed mRNA catabolic process, nonsense-mediated decay
Cellular component (GO): nucleolus; cytoplasm
Molecular function (GO): mRNA binding
Source: RefSeq, a predicted model, not a curated record